AGGACGUGGGUGGGAGCACAGCCCCGCUCCUCCGAGGUCCACCUCCUUCGCAGGUGUGCGCCGCCGACCUCCCGGAUUUCUGCUCCUCCGGCCCAGGUGUCGGGACUCGUAAUCGCCCGAGAGCCUCGAGGGCGGACGGGGAAGGAAGGCUUUAUACUUUGCUGGUAGAGGGCUGGGUUGGGUUUCUGAGUUCAGACAGGUUCCGAGGCGCUUUCUGGUUGCGCGGGGUUUGGUGUGACACCACUUCAGACUUGUUGCAACUCGUCCCCAGACGCGCCCUCAUUCGGCUCUGCACCCAAGCCCGGGGAGGCGCGGUCCGAGCCGGAGUCAGCUUCCCUCCGCCGACCUGACGCUCGGCAGGUAACUCCCCUCCCCUCCCUCGGCCGCGCGGCUUCCUGGGCGGCAAACGUUCGGUGGCGGCCGGGGCGGCGCGCGGCUCGGGGGCGAUCCUGGCCGGUGUGGGGGUGCAAGAGUGCCUGGCUCCGGGGUCCCAAACAGACCAGCUUCAGCCAGUCACUGCUGACAAAACCCAAAGGCAGAGAGACAAGUGGUGGGGAAACAAGAAAGGAGUUUAUUUCGGUGAGGCCACCACCAGGAAGACACUGGACUAGCACCUCAAAGACUGUCUCCAAAGUGCUAAAGAUACUUCCAGAUACCUCUCAUCACUGCACGAAUGGACAUUUGAAAGUGCUGUUGUCAGAUGCUUGCAAUCAUGGAAACCUCAUCAAUGUUGUCCUCACUGAAUGAUGAGUGUAAGUCAGACAAUUACAUUGAGCCUCACUACAAGGAAUGGUAUCGAGUAGCCAUUGAUGUACUAAUUGAACAUGGGUUAGAAGCAUACCAAGAAUUUCUUGCCAAGGAACGAGUAUCAGACUUUCUAGCUGAGGAAGAAAUUAAUUAUAUUCUGAAAAACGUCCAGAAAGUUGCACAAAGUACAGCACAUGGCACUGAUAACUCCUACGAUGAUACCUCAUCUUCAGGGACUUACUGGCCCAUUGAAUCGGAUGUGGAAGCUCCAAAUCUUGACUUAGGCUGGCCGUAUGUGAUGCCGGGACUCUUAGGGGGCACCCAUAUAGACCUCCUCUUUCAUCCACCAAGAGCACAAUUACUUACAAUUAAGGAAACUAUUCGGAAGAUGAUCAAAGAAGCAAGAAAGGUCAUUGCUUUAGUGAUGGAUAUAUUUACAGAUGUGGACAUUUUCAAAGAAAUAGUGGAGGCAUCAACUCGAGGGAUAUCUGUAUACAUUCUGCUGGAUGAGUCCAACUUUAAUCAUUUCCUAAAUAUGACUGAAAAACAGGGCUGUCAAGUUCAACGACUCAGGAAUAUUCGAGUGCGGACAGUAAGAGGCCAAGAUUAUCUUUCCAAAACAGGAGCAAAAUUUCAUGGAAAAUUGGAACAGAAAUUUUUGUUAAUUGACUGCCAGAAAGUUAUGUAUGGUUCCUACAGCUACAUGUGGUCAUUUGAAAAAGCUCACCUCAGCAUGGUUCAGAUAAUCACAGGACAACUUGUUGAGUCCUUUGAUGAAGAAUUUAGAACUCUCUAUGCCCGAUCCUGUAUCCCCAGUUCAUUCGCUCAGGAAGAAUCAGCAAGGGUGAAGCCUGGCAAAGCACUCUGGGAGAGUGGCACCUACCAGCGGUCACUUUCUUCAUUAGCUUCCGUUUCCAGCCAAAGAAACCUUUUUGGCAGACAAGACAAAAUUCAUAAACUAGAAUCUGGUUACUUCAAAAACAGAGGGAUAUAUACUCUAAAUGAACAUGACAAAUACAGCAUAAGAAAUCAUGGAUACAAGCCUCAUUUUAUUCCAAACUUUAAUGGUCCAAAUACAGUCCGUCAGUAUCAAUCCAGUCAGAUAAAUGAAAAUUGGAAGAGGCAUAGUUAUGCUGGGGAACAGCCAGAAACAGCACCAUACCUGCUGCUUAACAGGGCUCUAAAUCGAAACAUUAAUCCUCCAGGUAAUUGGAAAAAGCCUUCAGAUAGUCUCAGUGUGGCAUCCUCAUUGCGAGGAGGCUAUGUGAGCCACCGAAACACACCUGCCCAGAGUUUUGCUGAUCGGCUUGCCCAGAGAAAAACAACAAAUCUUGCAGAGAGGAACUCAAAUGUGCGGAGGUCUUUUAACGGAACAGAUAAUCAUAUUCGCUUUUUGCAACAAAGAAUGCCAACCCUUGAACAUACCACAAAGUCAUUCUUGCGUAACUGGAGAAUUGAAUCCUACUUAAAUGAUCAUUCAGAAGCUGCACCUGACUCAAAUGGGUCGGCUCUAGGUGACCGGUUUGAGGGCUACGAUAGUUCUGAAAAUUUGAAAGCCAAUGCCCAUUAUACUCAUUCUCGGCUUCGUUCCUCUUUUGUGUUUAAACCAACUUUACCUGAACAACAGGAAGUUAACAGUUGUACGACUGGCUCCUCAAAUUCAACUGUCAUUGGUUCCCAGGGAAGUGACACACCUAAGGAGGUCCCAGACACCCCUACAAGUGGACAGAACGUGACAGAAAAACCUGUGCCAGAAUCAAGCCCCAAGCUCCCGUUGCAGUCAGAGGCACCAAAAAUGCACACCUUGCAGGUUUCUGAAAACCACUCCACAGUCUUAAAUCAAACCACAAAUGGCCAUACAGAGGCAAACAACUAUUUAUAUACAUCCUUGUGUGUAAAUAAGCAGACAGAAAAUCUAAAGAAUCAACAAAAUGAGAAUCUGCUCAAAAGGCGAAGUUUCCCAUUCUUUGACCACUCAAAAGCCAACCUAGAUCAUGGACAUAGUAAGCAUUAUGUAUAUAGUACGCUUACCAGGAAUCGAGUUAGACAACCAGAAAAACCCAAAGAGGACUUGCUGAAAAAUUCUAAAAGCAUGCACAACGUGACCCAGAGCAUAGAAGAGGACAGGGAGGUCAUAAAGAGACAGCCUCCAAGUGGCACCACGACCAAGUCAAUUUCCGUUGCUGCUUUGCUUGAUAUGAAUAAAGAUGAACCUGGCAAAGAACUCACUGCAAAGAAGGAAGUUAAAGGCUCUCCGAGUUUUUUGAAAAAGGGAUCUCAGAAGUUAAGGUCAUUACUUAGCCUGACCCCAGAGAAGAAAGAAAAUCUAUCCAAAAAUAAAGCACCUGCCUUUUAUAGAAUGUGUAGUAGUUCUGACACUUUAGUUUCUGAGGCUGAAGAGAAUCAAAAACCAAAAAAAUCAGAACCAAAAAUUGAUUCAUCUCCUAGAAGAAAGCGUUCUUCGUCAUCAAACUCUCAAGGCAGUAUUCACAAGAGUAAGGAAGAUGUAACUGUUAGCUCAUCUCAGGGGAUAAAUUCUCCAUCUGAUGAAAGUAGCAAAAUAAUACCUGCUCCGGGUCCAGUUGAAAACAAGUUCUUGGAAAGAGCAGGAGAUGCUUCUGCCCCGAGAUUUAACACUGAACAGAUCCAAUACAGAGAUUCGAAGGAGAUUAAUACAGUUCUUGCUCCUGAAAGAAAACCAGCUUCUUCUCCACGGCCAAAGCCCAAUGAGCUGCUAAGAUCUCAUUCAACUGACAGGCGCAUUUACAGUCGUUUUGAGCCAUUUUAUAAGAUUGAAAGCUCUAUUCAGCCAGCAAGCAACAUACCAAAUACUGGUGUGCACCGCCCAGAAAUAAAAUCCACAACUGUGGGCAAUAGUUACGGCAGGUCCAGCCCGAUGCUUAAUUACAACACUGGUGUUUAUCACUCAUACCAGCCAAAUGAAAACAAGUUCCGAGGAUUUAUGCAGAAGUUUGGAAACUUUAUACACAAAAAUAAAUGAACUACUGUAAUUUCAAAUAGUUUUUAAAAUACAAAUGACUAGCUAUAAGCAUUUGUCCAAAGAACUUUGUGGACACUUUUUGUAACAUGCCAAUAGAUUCUGUAGGGAGAGAGUUUGAGGUAUGAUGUAUAUGUUUACCAGUGUACUAAUAUACAGUAAAGUUGUUCUGUGUGAUAAAGUUAGUUGUGCUUAAUUACAGUGUAGAUGGAAUGUCUCUAUACACACGAUUUUUAAAUGGUAAUGGUAAAUAGAAUGUAGAUUGUCUCCUUCAGACUGAAGAUCUUCUUAAGUCUCAAAUAGAAACUUUAGUGGAGAGAUGGUGUAUGGAUUUCAAGCAUUCAUUCCAAAGUCUUUCCUUUUAAAAAAGGAUCCUAAUACUAUCAGUGGCCCUUUUUAAUAUAUCUUUAUAGGUUUUCAUAUCUCCAAAUUAUGAGAAAAAUAGUACAAAGCCUUUUUGGGUUUUAAUUACCUUUAAACUCUACAGGACAACUUGUUAUAUUUUAUUAAUUUUCCUGUGGAGCAUAUACAACUGGUUGGGCAGCAACAGUACAACUUAAACUAUGUAGCUCAGCACAUCUUUCAUUUUGACUGAGGUGUUUGCAAAGUAUCAGCCUCAUGUGGUACAUGCUAGGAAUUUCUUUUCCUCAUUUUGUGAAAAUCUUUCCACUCUGGACCAGAGGACCCCAUGCUGCCCUCACCAGUCAGCUGCUGAACUUAUGUAGUCAUUCCUCCCUUGAAACUUAGAGCAACCAGCAGAUAUUUGGGAAACCUGAAUUAUACUUCUCCUCUAAGAUAAAAAAGCUUUUAGAAAUGUAAACUUCUGCACAAAUUUUUAUCUUAGAGUAGUCCAACAAUGCUUAGGUGUUUUGCUUGCAAAAGUCCUUGCUCUUUUUUAUGCUGUGCCAAAUGCAGUGUGAGUGCAUAGUGUUUUCAUGAAAGUACCAUGAUGGACAUGAGAAGUGGUAUCUGGCCUCAUUCUUUCAUGACCAGAGAGCCUAGUUGAAAGUUUUAAAUCUUUCCUAUCUUAACUGGAUCAUCCUCAAGUAUUUAGAUCAUAAGAUAUUCUUUGCCUUUCUUGAAGUAAUGAAAUUAAAGCCCCACAUCCACUAAAGAGACUUUAACUUGGCUGCACUUCAUCCACAAAGGACAGAAUUCAAGAAACAACACACCAUUUGAGAAGUGUGAGGUAUUUCUGUAACUCUUUAAAUAUAUUAACACCUUCUAAGUUGUAAUAUGGGGCAGUAUGUUUUAAAAAUUCAAAGAUUCAGUCAAAUAAUAUCUAUUAAGUUAAAAUGAGAGCAUUAAAAUAUCAGUCAUUAAGAUAAUUUUCCAUAGUGUUUAAAAAACACGAUGAGAACAUGAAAAGAGAAAACAUGACAGUAGGGAAAAGAAAAUCUAACAUUUAGUGAGCCCUUGUAUGGACCAGGUCUUGAGCUAGAACCUAAAGUUCCCACAAUAAUUAUUUUGUGGGUACCCUUGUCCUCAUUAUUUGUAGAUGAGGUUUGAGGUGAUAAAUGAGACUUUGAGACUCAGAGAGGUAAUGCUCCAAGUCACAUAACUAUAAGUAAUUGUACCAACGUGUCUGUAACAUUCUGUCACAUCCCAUUAACUCCCAAAUUUGUUCAAUAUCUGCCUCGCCCAAACUGUUGAGAAUUAAAUGAGAGAAUAUUUAGAUUUUAUGACUCAAUGGUAAUCAGCCAAGAAAGCUUUAGUUGAAUUCCACCAGACAACAAGGACACGCAUGGCUCAAAAUAAUCAUAGUAGGUGAGGUAGGGAAUGAAAUUGAUGUUACUUUCUGAUUGUAACUUACCAGGACAGUUUUAAUUGCUAGGCCACCAUUUUGAUCUUGUGCUGGUUGCCCUGUGACAAUGAAAAGGGAAAGGAAACAACAAGUUUAACUUGUGUCUGUGCUAGGCAAAGCAGUCCCUUAGGUUAGGAAGCUAGGCAGGGGAUGGAACUCAAUGUUAAACAUAUUACCUUGUUAAGUAUUCACAAUAACGCUGUAAAGUAAAUAGUUCCUUUUUGCAAAUGAGAAAACUAACCCUUCGAGAAGUUACAUAACUUUCCAAGAGUCACAUGCCUCUGCAUAGGUAGAACUGGGUUUGAACGCAGAAUCGGGUUUGAACGCAAAAGCCUGUACUUUUAUUUUUAUUUUUUUAAACUAUUUUUUUUAAGAUUUUAUUUGAGAGAGAGAGAAUGAGAGAGAAAGCACAUGAAGGGGGGAGGGUCAGAGGGAGAAGCAGACUCCCUGCUGAGCAGGGAGCCCGAUGCGGGACUCGAUCCAGGGACUCCAGGAUCAUGACCUGAGCCGAAGGCAGUCGCUUAACCAACUAAGCCACCCAGGCGCCCAAAAAGCCUGUACCUUUAAUACUACACCACACCAUACCUUGCUGGCUUCUACUCCAUUAUGAUGGAGGCAACUUUUCUGAAUGUUGUCUCUCUCUUUUGCUCUGUCUCUACCAGGAUAUACCAGAAAUAUUGCAGUAACCUAAGCCGUUUAUGGCAUUUUAUAAACACAAAUCCAGAAUAUGGACCCAGUUUAACAUUAUUCAUAAAAGCAGGUUUUACGACUCCCAUUAUAACGGAAUUACUGCAACAUGGGAUUUUACUGUUUUGGAAAGCUGCAUGUAAUCGAUUGGAAAUUUUGCAGACUUUCUAAUGAGGUAAUAGCAUACAAAUAAAACUUUGAGAGAGAACAGUUAUUCUUCACAGGAAAAGUAGCCACUUGAUCUACAAAAGUUUUGUGUUUAAAGAAAAAUAACUGUUGGAAUGGGCAUUGGCUUAUAAUCUGAUAAGGAAAUUGUAUAAUCUUUAUAUAUUAGUAUCAGAUUAUUAAAAAGCAUUAGAAUUGGAGUCCAGUGAAUGCAAGAGAUUUUUCAUUUUGCUCUUAGAAACAUUCGCUUUUGUAAUUCCGGACCAUUGUCCUUUACCCACUUACCAAAGACAGAACCCACAUUACCCAAACCAGAUUGACUUUAAUAUUACCCAUUCUUUGUUAGAUGGCCUAAGAGGAAAAUGGGCUAAUUGUCUUUAGGCAGCUCUGAAAUUGGAAGUCCUAAAAUGUAGAGCAAGAUAACUUUGAAGGUGAAAUUACAUAAACUAGUUUUAAUCAUUUUUAAUUACAAGCAAAAGCUUGUUGCCUUUUUGUGCAGCAACAGCCACCACUUCUGGAAACAGGUCACUUUUAUUUAUUUUUUUAUUAUCUUUUUAAAUUUUAUUUUAUUAUGUUAGUCACCUACAAUACAUCAUUAGUUUUUGAUGUGGUGAUCCACGAUUCAUUAUUUUCAUGUAACACCCAGUGCUCCGUGCUUUUAAAUAAUAGCUCCUGAAUCCCUCCUCUCCUCAUGGCACUGAGAAGGCAGGAGGCUUUGUCUCAUCGGCCUGUGACUGGUAGCUUCAGCUUUUGCACAGAUUUAUUCUCCUCUGCCAUUUGUCUUUAUUUUCCUUUAUUUAUUUUUCCCUCCAGAAACAUCUGUAUGUCAGAAUCUAGGUGUAGUAACUUUCCAACGUUUCUGUGGCUGAGAAAUUCCUCAGGGGUAAAGGCUGAGCAAGCACAUAAUACUUCAAAUAAUUUGUUCAGAGUUUAAGUUCUCAACAGACACUUCUAAACUUCAUGGAUGUAAUCCUUUCAAGCAAAAUACUUCCUUUUUCUCCCCACAUUAAUAUUGGUGGAAAGAUAAUGGCACUUAGAUGUACUUUUCAUAGUAAAGAUGGGUAAGGUGGUUUUACUCUCUACAUAAUACAUUUAGUGUGUAAGCAGAAACUCAAGAAAAUAGGUAUGAAUUCAAAGAAGUUCUUGGCAGAUAUCUUCAGAAUAGUUUAAGUGCCUGCAUCCUGAACACGCUGGUGUCUCUCUUAUAAUGAUUGGGAUUAGCCAUAACUCUAAUGUGGCGUAUUGAGUAAUGGGUAUAUGUUGGCAGUCUACUUUUAUGGAAGCAAAUAUCUUGUUUAAUCAAGAUGACAUCUAGAGUAAUCCAGAUAAGCAAGGAAGAAGUUGAACUCUGGCUACAUUCAACUUUAACUUUACUCAAGAUUAUCCAGUUAUUCACCUAUUAUUCCAAAGAUAUUUGUCAUGAAAGACAAAUAUGAUGUAAUAUGACUAUGGCUGAGGAAUAUAAAGUAGAAUCAUUGUUUCACAUUAACCAUGUGUGAUACUGUUUAAAAAAAUGUUUAUUUUAAUACUUAGUUUGGUUCUAGAAUAUUUAAAAUGAAAAGGAUGAAAUUAUAAACCAAAGAGUCCAUUUUUAUAUACAUAAAUAUUAUCAAAGAAAUAUUCUUCCUAAGUAGCUUGGUUUUAGA
This is a messenger RNA of Zalophus californianus (California sea lion), 8047 nucleotides long. It is a transcript of the gene SACK1B, whose product is annotated as family with sequence similarity 83 member B. Gene Ontology annotation, cellular component: cytoplasm; membrane. The record is from RefSeq and is a predicted model, not a curated record. Lineage: Eukaryota; Metazoa; Chordata; Mammalia; Carnivora; Otariidae. Bases 701 to 3748 code for a protein of 1015 amino acids. Gene Ontology annotation, biological process: epidermal growth factor receptor signaling pathway. The transcript is spliced from 6 exons.